Botrytis cinerea B05.10 is the source of this 2095-nucleotide messenger RNA. RefSeq lists its product as hypothetical. NCBI's taxonomy places the organism in Eukaryota, Fungi, Ascomycota, Leotiomycetes, Helotiales, Sclerotiniaceae. The coding region runs from base 716 to 1798 and encodes 360 amino acids. Gene Ontology annotation, biological process: transport. Gene Ontology annotation, molecular function: transporter activity. The transcript is spliced from 5 exons. The record is from RefSeq and is a predicted model, not a curated record.
GUCUCUACAACUACACUCAUUGGGCGGGACUUUGUGGUUGGUGUUUUUGGCCUGAAAAGUCACACACGAGCCACAGAUAUGUUCCCAGACUUCAGGCAUGUCAGGCUUAUUGAAUUUUAUCUGACUGACAAGCACGUGAAAACUAAGAACGUGAGUACGAGUCCACAAAGUUUAUUAGAGUACCUGAGCAUCAAUUUUUUAACCCUAGCCAACCCCAAUCUCACCAAUCAUCAUUCAUCGCACUGCUUUCUUCUUUGGCAAUAGUGCUGAAUAUGUAAGAUUCGACUUUGACGUCCUCAUAAUCCUCAUAUUUGAAAGCGGAGAGUCUGUGUUGACCCCUAUCGUGGCCCCGUCGUGCUGGCUACCUAUUGAAGCAAUAAAUCGUAUAUCUAAGAUUUGUGUUUAGAUUUAAGGUUAAGGCUUGUCGCUGACAUGGCUGUGUCUCCCUCUUGAGACUUUCGACUUUUCUUAUUCGCCAAUAUGGAAGGUCUUCUUCGCCGACACUGCGUGGAGAGGGUGGAUAUCGAGAACUUCACAUGUAUAUAAAGAUGACCUUCCAGUUUGUGGGAGGUGGAUAUUCCCCAUCAUCUUUGAAGCUCAAACGUUCCAGCUGUUUUUUUUUUGUUUCUACCUCUCGUUUUUCAGUGUGUAGUUUAGCACUUGGAAGAUUACAUUCUUUGCACAAACUUUCUUUCUGUUCCAAAUAACGUUCAUCAUGCAAUACUUUCCUAUACAAGCUCAGGAUGUCCACUUUCAAGCCUCAAGUAAAAGGAAUUCCGAUUCUUCCGAGAAUCGCACUUGUCCCGUCGAAGAUAUAAAUGAUCCUCCUCAAGUUCCAUUCGUCAAUAACCUCAGUUUCCAUCAAUUCAUUCAGAUUUUAUCAGGAGCAUGUCUAGCCUUCUCGCUUCUCCUAUCAAUCUUUCUGAUACUUCGCCAUGCAACACAUUAUUCCAUGCCCCGGGAACAAAAACAAAUCAUUCGCAUAACAUUCAUGAUUCCCGUAUUUGCAACUGUCUCUUUUCUCUGCAUAACUUUCGAAGAUGCCGCGGCUUAUAUCUCCCCCAUCAAUGAACUCUACGAGGCUUUUGCAUUCGCGGCAUUUUUUCAGCUCUUGUAUACCUACGUAAUUGAAGAAACUCAUGCGCAAUCUUUCACUGGACAAGCAUCACAAUAUCCUCCAAUUCGCAAAACCGCUAUUCAGAUCUUCCAAUUCCCAGCUAUCAUGUUCAUCGUAUUCCUCAUAGAAGAAAUUUCGGAGGCAAAGGGAACAUAUUGUGAGACGGAGAUUAAGGUUUACUUUACCAGGAUAUGGUGUGUAAUCCUCCGCAUAUGCGGCAUUAUCAUUGCCAUGCUGGCACUUCUCCGCUUCUACAAUUCUACGAAAUCCCUAACAGCCGCUCGCAAACCCCUCCACAAACUCAUAGUCUUCAAAGGAAUUGUUUUUAUAAAUUUUGUCCAGACCAUUGUCUUUUCAUUCCUCUCAUCGCGUCUCUCACCGACCAAUAAAGUUACCACUCGCGAUUUAACAGAUGGAAUUCCCAAUUUACUUAUCUCAUUAGAGAUGGUUAUAUUCUCGAUUAUAUUUAUAAAGUUUUAUACAGUCAGCGAGUACGCCAAGGGAAGUGAGACUUAUCAGGGAGGUUUCAUGGGGAUUAAAGCAAUUGUCGAGGCGGCGAAUUUUAUUGCAUUCAUAUGGGAGAUGGUCAGGUUGGCGAUGGGAAAGGAAACUACUGAAAAGGGAGGAAAUUAUGAAACUGUAAAUUUGACUGCUGGGACGGAAUAUGAUCAUAGUGUAUGAAUAAAUAUGUGGAAUUAAAUAGAUUGGAACAUUGUGGGAGGAUGAGAUGGAAUGUUGUAUUCAAUUUCGGGCGCAAAGGUCCUCGAUUCUAGUAACGCUGUCGCUUUUUGCUUCGGGGAGCUCAAGGUUAAUGGUCUAUUCAUGAAACAGGUAUCUAUUUUGCAAAAACGCGAGUGCUGGGCUUGGCGGUUCGAGUUUGUCAUAGUCUAUUUCAUUAAGUUAAAAUUGUAAGAUCUUACAUACCCAGGUCUCUUUUCAUAGCUCACUGGUGUUCAACGGCGAUACAAAAUUUGUUCA